This is a messenger RNA of Ectocarpus sp. CCAP 1310/34, 1376 nucleotides long. The record is from the annotation of a GenBank genome assembly. Lineage: Eukaryota; Phaeophyceae; Ectocarpales; Ectocarpaceae.
GUUUCGGAGAGCGACAUUCAAGCACGUGCGAACGGCUCAGGGCGCCCCAAGAUCUGCACCUUGUGCCAGCCAAGGGCGUGCUGCCGAGUGGGCGCGGAGGUAGAUUGUGCAAGAACGAGAGUCGUCACGAACGAGGACUAUUGAAGAUGCGGGGUCGGCGAGUCUCGCUGGGGGUUGUUGUCCUGGGGUGGAGUCCAUCAGUGCAAGCCUUCGUUGCACCGUCGAUUCCCGAGGCAUCGUCUGCGAAAUGCGUACCGCUGUCGACGCCAGCAGUCAAGAGCGGCAGCGAUGGCAGCAGCAGCAGAAGCAGCAUGAGCAAUAGCGGGAGCGCCAUCGGCAUGAGCCGCCGACGGGCUGCUCUGGCCGCAUCAACAUCGGUCCUGAAGAUGAGCGGCGAGGACGAAGCGGCGGAGGAAUACGGGGACCCCGCGGCAGAAGUUGAGGUAGUUGCCGCUGACAAAAGGAAGGACGCGGGCGUGCUGGCGGCGACGGGAGCGACGGGGGCGAUCGUGGGGUGGAGCUUGGGGCACUCCCUAGGGCUGGACAUGAUGGGAAUGUUCGCAGGUGGCUUGCCACGGAAGGAAGGCGUCCGCUUCAGUAAGAGCAGUACGGAUAUUAGAAGGCGAGAAGAGGGAUUGGGUGGUGUACAGGUCGCAACGAGCCGUCGGGAUCACCAAGAUGUUCGGAAAGGGCUCUCUCGCCGAAAAAGAACUUACCUCCGAACAUCGGAAGAAAUCUUAACCUUCGUGGAUCGUGCUUCUUACGCCGCUCGGACGGACACCGAGAAACAUCGUAGUGCCUCCUCCUGCCUGGCACACCCUGCUCCUCCACCAAUUCGUGUUUUUUUCGCAGGCUGUCUGGCAGCGGUAGGGCUUUUGGCGCAGGAGGGCACGAUUGGGCAAACGACCGCGAAGGUCGGCGAGUUCGCCCUCGGCGCGUUCGAAGUGGUUAGCACCGUAGCUACGAGCACCAACGUCCCCGCAAAGGUGGCCAGCUCCGUCGGAGAGGAGUUCCUCGAGGUGGUAGAAUUUACCUCGGGUGCGGUCACAAAGGUGGGGGGUCGUUCUCUCAAACCCCUUUUCGGAUCCUCCUCUCACAUCUUCACCCAACACUUUUUUCACGCCAACUCGGGAACUCCCGGGGGGACUGAAAAAAAGGGGUACAUGGACAGCCUUCCGGAUCCUGUGGUCAGGUACAAGGCCCAGAUCGCUAGAUCCAAGCAAACCGCCGCGGAGCUGAAGGAACAGCUGGACAAGGUGUCGGCGGCGUUCGCUGAGGCCAAGAAGCAGCUCAAGCAGCGGGCGGAGAACCAGAGGAUUGUGGACGCGGCCAAGACCACUGUUGCUGAGCUGGCGGUGAGCGGGGGUGCACCAUAG